AUUCCUUUUCAAUUUUACUUCGAUAGAGAUAACAGCUGCCGUCCAUCUCUGAUUCCCUUCCCACUUUUCAGUCGACGUCUCUCUCCCCCACUGCUGAGUGCCGAGACUGCCGGCAGCCAAGUCGGAGACACCCAUCCCUCUUCCCAGUUGGCGUCUGCGACAUCGCCUUUUCACUCCUCAGUCGACGACAACUCUUCCCUCUCCCCAGUCGGCGACAUCUCUCUUCCUCUCCCCGGUCGGCGACAACUUCUUUCUUUCGUUGAAUCGGUUAUUUUAGUAAUCAAGAUUUGACUGGAACUCUCCUCAGAUUCACUAUAAAGAGGCGAGCAAAGUCAGCAAAGAAGACAGCAGAUAGAGGGGAAAAAACUAAGAGCGGUAGCUAUGUCUUUCAUGAGAGGAGAUUUGCUGACAAGAACCAGAAAGCUCGUCAAGGGCUUGGCCAAAGCUGAGCCUGCUUGGCUCAAAGCCAUGGAACAGGCCCCACCUGCAACAUUUCCUCGCACUGACGGGAAAGUAAAGAAAAUCAGUCUCCCAGAGGAUCCUCAUGUAAAUACUUUCUUCAAGUUGCAUCCAAAUUCAAUAUAUGACGAUGCCAUUAAGAUUUCUGGUUUUGAAGCCCCUCCAGCCCGUGUAUUUGGUUUGCGGAUGCUCGAGUUGAUGGAGCAGGGAGUUGGACGGGAGGAAGCUCUGGAUGUAGCCAAUAUGGAAUAUCUGGCAGAGAAAAAGGCAAAAAAGAAGGCAUAUACUCGAUUGAAACAAAUUGCCCGUGCUCAGGGAAAAAGACCACCUCCUAAUCCAUAUCCUAGUGCAGUUAAGGAGGUGCAAGAUGAAGAGAGGAAGUAUGUUCGUGAUCGUUUCUUCAAUCCCAAUGUUCGUCAAAUUCUGAACAGGAUGAAAGAAGAGAAGGCAAUAGCAUUUGAGGCACGUGAUGGGGAGAGAGGUGGCUGGUAAUGCUAGAAUAACUCGUCUUUUGCUUCAAUAGCUUCGGUUGCAAUAAUUAGCGGAGCUGCAGGAGAGAUCAUUUAUGGCAUUGAAUGUUUCUUUGUUAUCAUCAAAAUUCUUUGAUGCUUGCACAUUUUACUUCUCUGUUUUGCAUUUUAUUUGUUUUGGGAGAAAGGGGGACUGGGAGAGUCCCAGAAUUUGUUAUUGUUGGUUCUUUGCAAGCUAGCUGUUGAUCUUCUGUUGAGAAGCUAUUUGAGCUCUUUCAUUUGCUUGUUCA
Manihot esculenta (cassava) is the source of this 1219-nucleotide messenger RNA. RefSeq lists its product as uncharacterized. NCBI's taxonomy places the organism in Eukaryota, Viridiplantae, Streptophyta, Magnoliopsida, Malpighiales, Euphorbiaceae. The transcript has 5 exons. The record is from RefSeq and is a predicted model, not a curated record. The coding region runs from base 382 to 951 and encodes 189 amino acids.